Odocoileus virginianus texanus is the source of this 485-nucleotide messenger RNA. The record is from RefSeq and is a predicted model, not a curated record. Lineage: Eukaryota; Metazoa; Chordata; Mammalia; Artiodactyla; Cervidae.
GAGAUAACUGCAAGGCCAUUGAAUACAGCAAGAUGAAAAGUAUGCUUUUAGAUUUACAAAAUCAAAAAUACAUUACACAAGACAAUGAAAACCCUAAUGGUGAUGACGUAUUUCGGAAGAAGUUGCUGGUGGAUCAAAUGUUUAAAUAUUUUGAUGCCGACAGUAAUGGACUUGUAGAUAUUAAUGAACUAACUCAGGUGAUAAAACAGGAAGACCUUGGCAAGGACCUUUCUGAUUGUACUUUGUAUGAUCUACUGAAAUAUGAUGAUUUCAACUCAGACAAGCACCUGGCUCUUGAAGAAUUUUAUAGAACAUUCCAGGUUAUCCAGUUGAGUCUGCCUGAAGAUCAGAAACUAAGCGUCACAGCGGCAACAGUGGGGCAGAGUACCGUUCUGAGCUGCGCCAUUCAGGGAGCGCUGAGACCCCCCAUCAUUUGGAAGAGGAACAAUAUUAUUCUGAACAACUUAGAUUUGGAAGACAUCAAU